AAUAACACGACCCGGUGUACAUUUACCCUGCUUCCUGAUAGCGCCAGAGCCCUCUUGUGAUUUAAAUUAUUAUACUGCAUUGCAUCGAGGAGUGACAUUAUUAUUUCUUACUGUUUUCCGAUGGAAAUUGUUCAUGACUUAAUUCAUCUUUUCAGAGGGACAAAAUCCGUCUCUGAUGUUUACAAACAUGGAGAAUGUGACAGAGUCUCAGCGCCACGAUAAUUCAACAAUAGAUGCAGCAUAUAAUUCUACGUCUGAACCGAAUGAUUUUGAAGAAUUGGAGGAAAUAGGGGAGUAUUUAUGGAGAAUUCUAUCCCCUGUGAUUUUCAUUGUAGGAAUAACCGGGAAUAUUAUCAUCAUUAUAGUCUUAAAGAAGAUGAACUUCAAACGCAAGCCGCCAUACAUGUUUCUUUUUGUUUUAUCCCUGUUUGAUAUGACUGUUCUAUGCGUUGGUCUCAGUCAGUACUGGGUGCAGAAUACAUUUCAUUUCAAUCUUCGACUAACAGGACAAGCUGGGUGUAAGAUAAGUCUUUUUGUCAUUUACUGGUCUAUGCAGUGUUCCUCAUGGAUUCUUGUGUGUGUCGUUUUCGAGAGAUUCCUUAAAAUCAGGUUUCCAUUGAGGUAUAUGAGAAUUGUGACAAUACGUAAAUGUGUGUGCCUUAUUAUACUAGUGAUGGUUAUAUUAAGUGGUAUAGAUAUGCAUCUGUUGAUCACAAAUGGAAUAAAGACUGAUGGAAAUGAGACAGAGUGCACAUCUUUAAAUAAACGCUAUUUACAGUAUGAUGAAUAUGUUUUUAUUUGGAUUGAUUUUACAUUUCUAUCCGCUCUACCAUUUUUACUCAUGAUCUCAAUGAACGUAGUUAUGAUUCGUGUCCUAAGACAAUCUCGCCAGUUCCGGAGAAAUACCGUCCAAAACUCAACAACGACAAAUCGGAUGAAUAGAUUUGACAGGAGGUUAACAAUUAUGCUUCUAGUCACUAGUAUAUACUUUCUCUCAACUACUGCCCCUAUAGCGGUAUAUUUCAUUGUGGACUCUUAUGUAGAUGUGAAAUCCAAAUAUAUGCAGGCAGUUAAAGAUCUAAUUUGGGCGAGCUUUUAUUUGUUUCAAUUUACAAAUUAUGCCAUGAACUUCAUUCUUUAUAAUUUAUCAAACCAACGAUUCAGGAAAAAGCUUUUAGGAAUUUUGAAAUUUACAGCACGUAAUAUCAGCUUUCAAAAAGGAUCCACCAGAUCGGUCCAGAGGGGUUCCGUGUACAGUGUAGACGUAACGGAAACUUCUUUCGGAUCAGAACCUGAACACGUACAUCAAAGCAAUGGAAGUGCAGUACGCAGCGAGUCUGAGGAAAGUUAUUAAAGAUUAAAUUAUUUUAAAAAAUCAGAGAGGAUAUUCAUUUAAAUAUUAGAAUGAAGUCUACUGUCUUUGAACAGUAGUCUUUUCCUGUUGUGAUAUCAAUUUUACAACAUUGUGUGCCAAGAAUUUUUUAUUGUUAUGUU
This is a messenger RNA of Saccostrea echinata, 1494 nucleotides long. Its product is annotated as putative G-protein coupled receptor F59B2.13. The coding region runs from base 176 to 1354 and encodes 392 amino acids. NCBI's taxonomy places the organism in Eukaryota, Metazoa, Mollusca, Bivalvia, Ostreida, Ostreidae. The record is from RefSeq and is a predicted model, not a curated record. Gene Ontology annotation, cellular component: plasma membrane. Gene Ontology annotation, molecular function: G protein-coupled receptor activity. The transcript is spliced from 2 exons. Gene Ontology annotation, biological process: G protein-coupled receptor signaling pathway.